CAGCAGCGCUCUGUCACAGUAGAGCGAAGAAGAAGAAACCCGGAAGUAACCCGCAGCAGUUACUGCAGAUUAAAUUUAUCACAGCUCCUCCUCCAACAUGGUCGACGCCUGGCAGAGCGCCAUGGAUCACGCUGUCGCUGUGGCGAGGAAAGCUGGCCAGGUGGUGCGUGAAGCCCUGAGUGAGGACAUGAAGGUGACCACUAAGAGCUGUUCUGUUGACCUGGUGACUCUAACUGACCAGAAGGUGGAGCAGCUCAUCAUCCAGUCAGUGAAAGAGAAAUUCUCUAAUCACAGGUUCAUAGGGGAGGAGUCAGUGGCCUCAGGUGAACCUUGUGUCCUGACAGAAGCUCCAACCUGGAUCAUUGACCCCAUCGAUGGAACGACCAACUUCGUCCACGCGUUUCCUUUUGUUGCUGUUUCCAUCGGAUUCUCUGUCAACAAACAGGUGGAGUUCGGCGUGGUGUACAGUUGCCUUGAUGAUAAGAUGUUCACGGCGAGGAAGGGGAAGGGGGCGUUCUGUAACGGAGAGCCGCUUCAGGUUUCUGACCAGACAGACAUCAAACAAGCCAUCAUAGCCACAGAGUUUGGAUCCUCUAGAGCUCCCGAAACCGUUGACAAAAUCUUCUGCAGCCUGAGAAAUAUCCUGAGCAUCCCAGUGCACGGGGUGCGUGGUGCUGGCACUGCAGCCAUCAACAUGUGUCUGGUGGCGUCAGGCUGCGUUGAGGCCUAUUACGAGAUCGGGAUCCACGUUUGGGACGUGGCGGCGGCAUCAGUGAUCGUCUCCGAGGCCGGUGGAGUCCUGAUGGACGUGGAAGGAGGAGAGGUGGACCUGAUGUCCAGGAGAAUCGUAGCAGCCAACAGCAAGACAGUCGCAGAGAGGCUGGUCAGAGAGAUCGCCUCCUUCCAGCCAAUCAGAGACGACGCCCCGCCUCUGAAGGAGUGACCGGCCAAUCAGAGACGACGCCCCGCCUCUGAAUGAGUGACCGACCAAUCAGAGACGACACCCCGCCUCUGAAGGAGUGACCGGCCAAUCAGAGACGACACCCCGCCUCUGAAUGAGUGACCGGCCAAUCAGAGACGACGCCCCGCCUCUGAAUGAGUGACCGGCCAAUCAGAGACGACGCCCCGCCUCUGAAUGAGUGACCGGCCAAUCAGAGACGACGCCCCGCCUCUGAAUGAUGUCACAUCUCCAUGUUUAUAGUUUGUGAUAAAUAAAUUUUGUUAGAAACAA
Messenger RNA from Mugil cephalus (flathead mullet), 1231 nucleotides. It is a transcript of the gene impa1, whose product is annotated as inositol monophosphatase 1. Gene Ontology annotation, biological process: inositol metabolic process; phosphatidylinositol phosphate biosynthetic process; signal transduction. The coding region runs from base 98 to 943 and encodes 281 amino acids. The transcript has 9 exons. Lineage: Eukaryota; Metazoa; Chordata; Actinopteri; Mugiliformes; Mugilidae. The record is from RefSeq and is a predicted model, not a curated record. Gene Ontology annotation, molecular function: inositol monophosphate 1-phosphatase activity.